Messenger RNA from Sphaeroforma arctica JP610, 444 nucleotides. RefSeq lists its product as hypothetical. The transcript is spliced from 2 exons. Bases 1 to 444 code for a protein of 147 amino acids. Lineage: Eukaryota; Ichthyosporea; Ichthyophonida. The record is from RefSeq and is a predicted model, not a curated record.
AUGGCGGUGGAUAUGAUAGACUCAGUUGUGUUAGCACGGCACAACAAGAUUGUAGCCAUGUUGUUCACGCAACCGACGAGUUCCAUGUUGAAGACGCUAUAUAGGCUGGCAGGUCUGUUUUCCAAGGAGCCAGAAAAGAUUGAAUGCAUGCUGCAUAACCUCCACACUUGUGGUAUGUGGGAGAUAAUGGCGCACCACUCGUUUACACUGAUGAACCGGCAGGCCGAAGAGGGUGGGACUAGCAGCACUGCGGGACUGUUUGGCACGGCUCCAAUGGCGGGCGCUGCAGUGAAACUGUUGGCCAAAGCGGGGGUAAUAGCACCGGGUGCACCGUUAGGCGAUUUCAAGGUGGUAGACUAUAUCGUGCAAGGCAUGCGCGAGCACUUGGGCAAGGCAGCUAAGAUGACCACGCGGGAAGGGUUGAUAGCUGGGUCUACGCUAUAA